AUGGAUAUGGAUUACGGCUCUGCCCAGUGGCAGAUGCUUAAUCAGCAAACGGGAGAAUCGAGCCCCUUCACUGGCCCGGCCGGCGCCAUGAAGAAGGAUCUGCCUACAUUAGCCUUCGACCCCAUAAGCCCAACGUCCAAUGCCUUCUUCAUAUCUCCGCAGGCGGAGGGAACACACGGCAUGCAGGCCCCUCUGUUUGGGAAUGUCCCUGACCAUUCGAUCUUCAGUACCCGACACUUUCGAUCAAACAGCAUUUUUGGACUUUCUCCACCCGGUUCUGAAUUUGGCGGUUUCUUUCCACAUCAGUGGCCCCAUGAUGAGAAUGUGGAGGGCAGGGAACUCAUGGCUACGGAAGGGAGUCCGAUGUUUGCACCCCACGAUCUGGAUACAGGCUCCUUUGGUGGCGACGCGGCUGCGUCCGCCGCGGUCACUGCAGCCCAAAAGCUUGUCGAUCAACAUCAUGCGAUCUCCCAGAUACGGGAAGCUCAGCGGAAGACAUCCAUGGUCGACCUGAUUCCUGAAAUCAAUGUGAAAGUGGACAGCUUGGACAAGCUCACAAAAGCCGAGCGCAAGAAGAUUAGGGAGAAUACGCGGAAUCUCAACUGCUUCAACUGGCUGUACCACAAACAAUACGGCUUCCAUCGCCCAGCCACGAUCCGCCAAAAGACAUCAUCCGCAGUCGAGCUGAGCAUCGUCUCUACAGCUAACGGCACUGAUUAUGCGGUUGUCAUGCCAAGUGCAGCGGCUUUGCGGAAAGACGGAGGACAAGCUACGGUCAAGGUUGUGUCCAUUGGCAGCCUCACAAAGGGAAGGAAGCGCAAGCUUUCGGUCCCACAUCAUGUUCGGAGCCCCGCGGACGAAGGUACGACGCAAGUCAAAUCCGAAGACAUCGCCGACACCUCAUGCGAGGGACGCCGUGAAGAUGAAGAAGUUCGUGAAGGAUCGCCUCCCUACGAGCAUGAGGUUGACCUCGGACAGUUUCAAACCCAACUUCAAUCCAUGGGCAAAGGAGAUGUACGGAGGUUACUCGGGUCGAUGGAGAGCCAAAUCGCUGUCCUUCGAGAGUACAUAUCAUCCAAUGAAUAA
Messenger RNA from Fimicolochytrium jonesii, 1086 nucleotides. RefSeq lists its product as uncharacterized. The transcript is spliced from 3 exons. The coding region runs from base 1 to 1086 and encodes 361 amino acids. Lineage: Eukaryota; Fungi; Chytridiomycota; Chytridiomycetes; Spizellomycetales; Powellomycetaceae. The record is from RefSeq and is a predicted model, not a curated record.